AUGAAAUACAGUGAUGCCACUCAUUCAACUUACAUCCGCCAUCUGAUAAUUGAAAAGAGCAAGAACCAGUUGAAAGCUCCAUCAGAAAUUGCCAAGGAGCUCAACAUUCUGCAUUCGACCAUGAACUCAAUAAUUGGAAGAUUUGAGAGAACUGGAAGUGUGGAGUACAAGUCUCUGGGUGGUGAUUUUAGAACAAUCAUCAAAGAUCAUCACAAACAGUUUAUUCUGGAUAUGAUUGAUAGCAACAAUACUAUCACUCUAGCAGAGCUACAGCAAGAGCUAGUAAAUCACUUCGAUGACCUAGAGAAAAUAAGUAUCUCACCCUGUGUAAUCACCUCUGCUACAUUGAGAGAAUCACUCUCAAAAGAGCAACACCAAUUGAGGAGAAGAAGAACGACGAAGUGA
Molecule: messenger RNA, 405 nt
Organism: Phycomyces blakesleeanus NRRL 1555(-)
Lineage: Eukaryota; Fungi; Mucoromycota; Mucoromycetes; Mucorales; Phycomycetaceae
Product: Homeodomain-like DNA binding domain-containing transcription factor
Exons: 1
Coding region: 1-405 (134 amino acids)
Biological process (GO): regulation of DNA-templated transcription
Molecular function (GO): DNA binding
Source: RefSeq, a predicted model, not a curated record